AUGGCGGAGUAUGCAGAGGAGGAGUUCGGCAGGAUUGUUCCGUCGGAGUUCGGGGGAGAUGCAGACAUGCAGGAUGAUAUCGAGACUCCUGAGAAUCACUAUGUGUCGGCACGUGAGGGAAAUAGCACCAACUCAUCGCAAGAAGCAUACUCGGAUGUGACAGGGUAUUGCGCAAGCUCCCAACCCAUGCCGAGCAUUGAGACACCGAACCAUAACAAUGCAUCUCCGAGAUACAUUAUCGCGAUCGAUUUUGGCACAACCUACUCAUCAGUCGCGUUCAUUCGCCUUGACCAUGACACGCUGCCAGAAAACAUUCGAGCUGAGUUCGUUGAGUGUAUCGACAGAUACCCUAACAUGCCCCCUGUCACGGAUGCCAAUCUUCUGGCCAAGUCAACAACAGUACCCACAGAGCUUCUGUACGAUAUUCUGGAGAGCAAAACGACUCCUGCAGCCAGAUCAAGCACAGAUUCAUCCGAUGUCGAGACCGGAUCGACCAUCUCUCUAGAUGAGUUCUGGGCAACGUCAUCCACCGUCAGCUUGGAAGAAGAGAUGGAUGCGAGUAUUGAUGUUGCAACCAAUUUCGAAGGAGGCCCACGUAGAAAACCUGCUGCGUGGGGAUGGGGCGUGUAUUCAAAACUGCUCAAGCCCGACAGCACCUCAGAAUGGUGCCACCUUACCAACUUCAAACUUCGUCUUGAUCCGGAUGGUGGCAGAUCAGCAGCGCUUCUCAGGGAGAGCGUUGCGGUUACGAAACCAUUGAAAGGGUUGGAUACAGAGGAAAUUAUCGCAACUUACCUGGAAAACCUGCUCAGACAUACCAAAUCCAAACUUGCAAGCGCAUACGGGUUCCACGAGCACAGCACUGUCGAGUUCGUCCUCUCCGUACCAGCCGCCUGGGAUUGGCGAGCCGGCGAGAUCAUGCAGAAAGCACUGGCCAGCGCCGUGAGAUCCUCGGGCAUUAUCAAGCUUGAAGAUAACCAGAGUCUCGAUUUGUUCCUGGUCGCUGAGCCAGAGGCCGCCCUUGCUUACGUCUUGGAUAAUGACAGGAGGGCGUCUCAAAUGGUACGAGAUGAGUCUCUGCUUAUCAUUGACGCCGGUGGAGGGACGGCAGACUUCACAGCUUGUACCCUCACUAGGACAAACCCACCACGUUACAAGGAAGCUGUGAGACCUGACGGCGUCUCGAAUGGGUCUUGCUUCUUGAACAGAAGGUUCCGUGACCUCUUGAGCAGCCGAUUCGAAAAUGCAACGAUCGUCGAUAAUGGGGUACCACUUGAGAGUAUCAUUGAGGCCAAAGUCAUCGAGUUCGAGACGCUGAAGAGGAACAUAGACGUACUGGACCAAGGCCUGACAUUCGAGGUCUAUGUACCUGGACUUCAGAAUGACAUGGUGGAAUCUCGAUCUCGUCCCAACUAUAUGUUCAUCAAACGGAGCGACCUGUACCGUUAUGUUUUCAGCGACUCCCUUCACGAUGUUGCAGGAAUGAUGAAAGACCAAUUGAAUGCGGCGCGGGAAAAAGGUGUCAACGUGCAAACAGUGGUCUUGAUCGGUGGUUUUGGACAAUCGCCGUCCCUGUACAAACAUCUUAAGAAAGUUCUCAACAGAGAAAGGAACUUGCUGGGCCGAGAAAUCGAGCUUCUUCGGCCGGAACUUGUUGAAUCUGCAGUGGCCCGAGGCGCUGUUCUCAGGGCUUUGAGAAAGCAGGAUGGACCAGAAAGAAUAUCUAGAUGGAGUUAUGGUUUGCUGUUGAAUCUCCCCUAUGACGAGAACAAUGCGUACCAUAGGCGAUCUCACACCUGGAGAGAUCCUGCCGAUGGUAGAAUAUGCAUCAAGGACACGAUACAUUGGGUCGUUGACAGGGAUACGCUUCUGGAUGCAAGGCAUGAGAUCCCAGUGCACGAAGCCACCCAUGUAUUCAAAGUGGAUGAGCCGAGACUGUUGUGCGAAGAGAAAUUGUAUGUCUCGGGCUUAAAGCACGCGUCAGGCUUCAAGGCCACACAUUCAGCGAAUCGUGGCAGCAAGCUCGCUGGCACCAUCAGGGCCGAUAUGACGGAGCUGAGGGAUAAGAAUAUCAUCCAACCGAAAAGCACGAAAAAUGACCAGGGUAGGGUGUUCACAUACUAUGAGAUUGUCUUCGACCUGUACAUCAUCAUCGAGGGCCGCAAGCUGCGCUUCGAGGCACGUUCAAGGCAGCAACAGAACAGAGUGGCGGCGUCCGGCGAGUUUUGCAUCGCUGCAGGGUUCGAGUUUGGAACAGCUUGA
Messenger RNA from Exophiala spinifera, 2262 nucleotides. RefSeq lists its product as uncharacterized. The record is from RefSeq and is a predicted model, not a curated record. Lineage: Eukaryota; Fungi; Ascomycota; Eurotiomycetes; Chaetothyriales; Herpotrichiellaceae. The transcript has 3 exons. The coding region runs from base 1 to 2262 and encodes 753 amino acids.